CUGCGAUCGUCUGUUAGCCACAUUGGAAGCUUACAUCUGCGCGGUCUGGUCCUCCCGUUUCCAUAUCUUCGAGGCCUGGGUCGCUCACUGUCCGGGCUCCUUCCGGCAGCUUUCCGUAGCGUGAUCAAUACCACGGUUGGUCAUGUCGAUAUGGGCAUCAACAGGAGCUAGGAUCAAGCCAAUCUCGGUCAUCGAAGGGCGAGGGGCAUUUCGAUAUGGGGAAAGUCGAGCACUUCGUAGGGAGCGGUGCUCCUGUAGGUCGUUGCAUUCCGGUACUCCAUCUCGAGACAGAGUGCCAGAACGAGCCAUGGGCAGCGCGCAAGUGCCGAUUCAAGUUGAAAACGGUAGUCUUGAACCCCCUUUUUUGAUAGGAUCCAAAAAAUCUCCCGUAUCACGAUUGCAAGGUAGACUUUAUCCAAAUCGAGAUGCCAAAAUGAGUGGCACUCUCAACAGGACGAAAGGCGAUGACUUUCAAGUCCCGCAAUCAAUGGGAAGCGAUCCACUCAGCGAGUCAUCUAUAGGACUUCCAUCAGCGUCCCCCAAGGGCCCAGUAUCCAGACGCGAGACGACAGACAUCGAGAAACUUCGAACCCGCCAGGACCUGGUGAUCCAUUUGCAUACCGUGUUGUCUUCCCGAUUACCGCCAUCGCUGCUCGAAGUAGUCAACCUUCACUCUGCCAGGCCUCAUCUCAAGAGCAUAAGGUCUUACAAUAUAGUACUUGCGUAUGCCUACCGAGUGAGCGAUUUCAGGACCGCACGCAAAUUGCUGGCGGAAAUGCGGGAUGAGAGGUUUUCCGAAAAUAUGAUAGGAAACCCGUCCGCAACUUCAGAAAUCCACAGCACAGACCGAUCUGGGGUCGAUCCGGAGCAAGAGUUCCGCGAGGUGAUUUAUCGAGGAAUUUGGACACGAGGAGGUGCAGGUCGGCGUAAAGGCACUAGAGCUCAGACAGUCAUGGACUCCGCUGAAGGCCAAGCCGAUGCAGAUCCCGGUUCAUCCGAGGCGGUUGACAUCACACAGAGUGCUUCAGAGCCCACAGCACCGCCUGAGAGACCUUUUCCUCGUGGAUCGAUGAUGGACGUAGUUUAUCGCUCAGUGCGUAUGCAGGAUCCGUCCCGCGAGAGCAACGAAACCCUCAAACGUAUCUUGCUGGGAAGCAGAGUCGAGCCGCAGUUGGGUGUUCGACGCAAAGCGAGCAGACAUCAAGGUACCGCUACGCUUGCUGCGCCAACUGGCGAAAGCAAGGUGUCUUGCCGGGCUCUUCGCUCGGAUUAUGCACCCAGCCCGGCCAACAAUCAAACGGCGCAAAUUGAUUCCUGGGAGAAUACAAAUUCUGCGGCGACAUCGAAUUUGACGAGAUCUUCUCUCGCCAUUACCUCACCAGGCGGGCAGCGCCCGGCGGGCUCAGUCCCGAUACUUCCAUGGUCAACCGCACUCGCUCUACUCGGGUCGGCUUCCGUAAGCGCAACGCCAGAGCUUUUCCUUGCGUACAUCAAGUACAUCAUAAACUCGUCCUUGAGCAGCCGCGCCCUUCCAUUGGCACGCUGCAAGACCGAUCCGCGAAGCAUGGAUUCGUCUGACGGAACAAAGGAGAAUGGCUUGGACAGAUUCAAGCACUUCAAUGAAAUUCCUCCGAUUACUGUCGCCCUCGAAGAGUUGUUGAAGCUUCACGCUCAGCGACCGGACACCAAGAAUAGUCAGCUGCAGGGAUAUCUGCAGAGACUUCUCGAUCUUUACCUUCAUCCCCACCUUGCUCGCCAGUAUCCGCCCCAUCGGACUAUCGAGGCAUUUCAGUUUGCGCUGAAUGCGCUAGGCCAGCCAUUUCAGCCCACGGCCAGAACAUUGACCUAUGCUCUAUACGCGUUGCGAAAUCAGCGUGCGCGCAAUCUUCGAGCGCUGCAACUGGUCGACAUGUUCAUUUCGAACUGGGGUGAGGCAUCGGUUGGCAUUGUCAGUUGGCGACUUCUAGGCAAAUAUGGUAUUCAGCGCCGCUGCGCAGAUACUAUCAAAAGGGCCAAAGCCGGCCUGUGGCAGUGGUCGGCUGAAUAUCGAGCGAACCGAGCGCGAGCCAGGUCGCAGCGACGUUACGAUCAGCUCGAUACUCAGCACAACAGCUCUAGCGAACUGGCGACACACCGAGCAUCAGAGGUCGUUGCGAUGCCGGCCAGUCAGACCCGGUGGAAAUUGCCUUAUAUCAGGAAGAAUCUCUCCAAAUGGCGUCGGAUGAUUCGUAAAAUGAGACAGGCCGAGCACUCUUCAAGAACGAGACGCAGGGCAAACCGCGACCUAAUAGCGAGGCCACGCAGGAAACGGUCAACUGGCAAACCCACUGGAGAUGUCGGCCUUUGCGCUUGAUACUUGUAGACAUUGAGUCAUAAGUCGUUAGGUUACAAUUAGAGGUGCCAGUUCCAGUAGCUAGUCAGAUCGACAUCGGUCCAACGACGUAAUCCCGGGAAAGAGCUCACGAGCUAUUUCGCGGGCAGUCGUAAUUUGGAAACGUCACGCUGCUCGUCCAGCUUUAGCAAAAUACAGCAUCAAAUGUUGCUUUCCGCUCAAGACGCCGUAAUCUAGAGA
This is a messenger RNA of Filobasidium floriforme, 2572 nucleotides long. RefSeq lists its product as uncharacterized. The record is from RefSeq and is a predicted model, not a curated record. Lineage: Eukaryota; Fungi; Basidiomycota; Tremellomycetes; Filobasidiales; Filobasidiaceae. Bases 143 to 2353 code for a protein of 736 amino acids. The transcript is spliced from 2 exons.